Molecule: messenger RNA, 990 nt
Organism: Heterobilharzia americana
Lineage: Eukaryota; Metazoa; Platyhelminthes; Trematoda; Strigeidida; Schistosomatidae
Source: the annotation of a GenBank genome assembly
UCUGAACACCUAAAACAUUUGGCGGGUGUUUUGUGCUCAAGGUCUUGGUGACGUUAUUUUCUCAUGGAGAAAACCUUGCUUUCUCCAUUUAGUCCUAACCUUCCUCAUUCUGCUAAAGAACGAUGGGUUUGCAUAUAUCCAGCUUAUCUGAACAAUCGUCGAACUAGAGCUCAAGGAAGGAAACUGUCAGUAGAGCAGUGUGUUGACAACCCAAAACAUUCAGAAGUAACUAUGGUUCUGUCGAAAUUGUCUAUCGACCACAUCUUGGAAUCUAAAGUUCACCCGAGAGAAAAAGAUGCGUUUGAACCUAUGAACAAGUGGCGUGUUCGCGUUCAUCUGAAAAACGACGACGGGACUCCUGUUAAUGAACAGUUCCCUAAUCGUCAAGCUCUUCUUCUGUAUUUGGGGAAGGUCAUUCCUGUUGUGAGAUCAAGAAGACCACCUACAUCUGGUUCAACUACUGAUCAAAAUUCCCAAGGGAAAAAGAACAAACGGAAAAGAAAAUGAAAUACAAUGUUUUCGGGUUGUAUAUAUCAUCUUUUCAUCACUUUGGGUGCAAGUUUGGAGCUUCCUUUGGUUGUCGGACGAAAUGUUUGUGUGCACGUCACUGAACUUAUGUAGCUUGAACUAUUUCCAGUCCUCAUUGGCACAUUGAAGUAACAUUUGAAGCUCCUUUGCUCUGUUACACUUCUGGCUGUCACUAAUCUUUGUAAUAUUUUUGAUGUUGGUUUCCAUGAUUUUGUUCUGUACUGGUAAUUCUCCUGAUCUAACUCAGUCUAGCUAUUCCUCAGACUUCAUAGAUUGGUGUGUUACUUGUGAUAACAGCAAAUUGUGGUUUCCUUAUAUAGCAGUUUUUUUUAGAGAUAUCAACAUUGUAGCAUUGCUUAUCCUGAAAUAUGAUGGGUGUAUCACCUACCAUGGCAGAUAAAUAUCCAAGACUACUUUAGGGUUUCUUUAUUUAAGAAAGAAAAUAAAGAUAGUGUGGGAAUA